Tuber aestivum (summer truffle) is the source of this 1328-nucleotide messenger RNA. NCBI's taxonomy places the organism in Eukaryota, Fungi, Ascomycota, Pezizomycetes, Pezizales, Tuberaceae. The record is from the annotation of a GenBank genome assembly.
CCAUUACGGGGACAACAACCAUCACCGCCCAAAAUAAGAAAAAAGAACCAAUAUCCGACUAAAAUCGAAAAAAUGGGGAGAAAAUCUUUAGGGGCUACCAGAAAGUCCAGGAUCCCCAAGCACAUCACUGAAAUUUCCAUGGCCUCCGAUAAGUACUAUGAACUUAAGGUUUAUAUCAAGUCCGUUGUUGUCCCCGGCACCCCGGCUUUCGAAUUUAGGCGUCUGGGCCACGGGGCAAAUAAGAAAUCCUACCACCUCUGGCUCCAUAACAUUCUUGAGGAGGUUGGGCCUAGGCUUUUCCCGAGCGGCGUGAGGGGCCUAGUCUGGCCUGAGGAUCACCAUAAGUAUGGGGGUUUUUUUUUCGAUAUUAUUUUUUCGUUCUACCUGGCAAUUUUCUGGAGGACAUUAUAAUGGGCUAACGGUGGAAUGAUAUAUAGAAUUUACAAGGCUGUUCAUCAGGUUGUGCGUGUCUUGAGUGUUGGGAUUAGGAAGGGUUAUUACAGGAGGAACCCGAGAGCUGUUCAAAGGGGCAGUAGCGAUGAUGAGAUUGAGAUGACACAAGAUGGGGAGCCCCAUGAAGGGGAAGCUGGUGAUACUGAUACUGAGGAGGAUGUUGCGGUGCUCGAUGAGGAUGAGAGAUAUGCUCAAUGGAAACAAGAAGAAGAGAAGAUGAGGGUAAUUCUGGCGGCUGCAGAUCAGGAGAAUCAGGACGAUGAUACGGUGGAAGAGGGCAUGGACGCGGAGCCUAUCGAGCUUGAAGACCUGCUCGGUUUGAUGAAGGUAUGACCCUGAGUGCUCUCGGCUUAGUUUCCGGUAUUUUUAGAAUCUAACAACUAUUCACUAUAGCCCGAGGUGUUUGCCAAUUUCCCGAAUGUGGAUGAUGAGUAUUUCGAUUGGGAUGAAAUCUUGGACCCUAGCAGCCCAGAACCGGUGCGUUAUCUGGCCCACUUAGACCAUCCCUGUCUAUCACUGCCCAGUGUUGAGGCUAAAUAUUUGCGUCUAGAUUGCCCGCCUUCUCUUGUUGCUCUCUUAACUUAACAUCGAUACUGUUCCGCUUUUAUUCGACACCUCCGCGGCGUUUAUUCUAGUAGGAACUAGGUAGGUCGGAGACAUGGAGCUGUGCUUGUCUGAUUAUUCUGGACAAUAAAGGCUUGGUAAAAAUAAAUAAGCUGUUUCUGUAUUUCUGGCUGAAUCCAAUUUAAUUUUCACUUUUAUUAGUUGUUGGUGGAGUUUCUUUGGAAGACCAAUAGUACCCUGAGAUCGGACUAUGGCUUUGUUAGUGCUGGCUACCCUUGCUUCCAGUUUCACCAAAUCUCAAUCGGUGACUC